UCAAUUCUAUACAUAACCUUAUUGUCUUAUGAUGGCUUUAAAUAUGAUAAAAGUUAUUCAAUCUUUACAAAGAUUGACUUUAAAUGCGAAAUGUAAUUUAAAUGUUAUUUCAAGUAAACAAUGCGCUAUUAAUGGUGCGAUAUAUGGAAAUUCCGUAAGAAACUCCACAAACUUUUUUAACAAACUUCCUGCCGAAGCUCUUUGGAAAGGAAUUACGUCAGUCAGUAAUGCAGGUAAAAAAAGAGGACGUGGCAAGAGGGUUUCAAGAAGAAACAUUAAAGAUUUGAAUCGCGGCCAAAUCAUCGGUGUUGGAAAGGCAAACAUAUUAUGGCCUGGGUUGACCGCUCCCAUUAUAAGAGGAAGGGAGCUUGUUGAACAGCAGCAACUACCGGAAGAUCCUGAUAGAGAGAAAAAAUUAAUCGAAAUACGUAACAAAAUGGGUAACCUCCGGCCACCGAAACUAAGCCCUCUAGAUCGAGGUUGGUCAGGAAAUAAAAUGCCGGGUAGAAGCAUUGGUCCUCCAGAUCCCAUUGGCGAAGAGAGUUUCGAAGGAUUUGACACCAAAGUAUUGGAGUUAAAAACUGUGUUUAAUAUGACCGGAAAUCUUGGUAGGAAACGUAGGCUAUCUGUGUUUGCUAUAACUGGUAAUGGAAAAGGAUUGGCCGGUUUUGCACUUGGUAAAGCUGUGGAAUCUGCAGCCGCACUUCGUAAAGUGAAGAACAGAGCUGGACAAAAGUUAAUGCACAUUAACAUUUUUAGAGAUCACACAGUUUAUCACGAUUUCUUCACACAGUUUGGAGCAACAAAAAUUUUUGUUAGCCAGAGACCAGAAGGCUAUGGUCUAGUUUGCCACCGUGCUAUCCGAACAGUAUGUGAGGUUGUGGGGAUUAAAGACUUGUACGCUAAAGUCGAAGGUUCUACUAAUGUUCAGCACAUAGUGAAAGCUUUUAUGCUAGGUCUUUUGAAACAGAGAACUCAUGAACAAAUUGCGGAAGAAAAAAAAUUACAUCUGGUGGAGCUGUCGAAAGAUAACGAAUACUUUCCCACUGUAUUAGCUUCGCCGGUCGAAUGUCGUAAAACGGAGGACCUUAAACACGACGAGGUACUCGAUUUUACACAGUACUGCUUGGACGGAAGGGUCAUCUUGCAACGAAAGAAAUUCCCACCGUUUUACACUAAAUACAAGUCUUGGGAGAUAUAUUUAAAGAAGCAAGAGAAAAUCAGAAACCACGACAAAAUUCGAAUUCAAUUGAAGGCGGAGUACGGAGAGCUGAGAACAUUCCUCACCGAUAAAUAUCCUGAAUGCAGACCGCCUCAGAAAGGAAGUUUUAAGAAGGAUUCUGAAGAAAAUGCGUAGUGCUUUUGUUUGUAAUUGUCAUUACCAAUAGGAAAUAAAUGUUUUAUUCUGGUUUUUACAUGA
Molecule: messenger RNA, 1420 nt
Organism: Photinus pyralis (common eastern firefly)
Lineage: Eukaryota; Metazoa; Arthropoda; Insecta; Coleoptera; Lampyridae
Gene: mRpS5
Product: 28S ribosomal protein S5, mitochondrial
Exons: 6
Coding region: 29-1357 (442 amino acids)
Biological process (GO): translation
Cellular component (GO): ribosome
Molecular function (GO): RNA binding; structural constituent of ribosome
Source: RefSeq, a predicted model, not a curated record